UGCCUGCCCGAGUUUGAGAACGCGGCGUUCGGGCGGCGCGCGGUAGCGUCGCACACCUGCGGGACGCCAGCGGCCGAGGACUUCUGCCCGCACGUGCGCGCGCCGGGCGCGGGGAGCCAGUGCCAGCGCUGCGACGCCGCCGACCCCGCGCUCCACCACAAUGCCUCCUACCUCACCGACUUCCACAGCCCCGACGACAGCACCUGGUGGCAGAGCCCAUCCAUGGCCUUUGGGGUGCAGUACCCCACCUCCGUCAACAUCACCCUGCGCUUGGGCAAAGCUUACGAGAUCAGCUAUGUGAGGCUGAAGUUCCACACCAGCCGCCCUGAGAGCUUCGCCAUCUACAAGCGCAGCCGUGCGGGAGGCCCCUGGGAGCCCUACCAGUACUACAGCGCCUCCUGCCAGAAGACGUACGGCCGGCCCGAGGGCCACUACCUGCGCCCCGGGGAUGAUGAGCGGGUGGCCUUCUGCACGUCCGAGUUCAGUGACAUCUCCCCGCUGAGCGGGGGCAACGUGGCCUUCUCCACCCUGGAGGGCCGGCCCAGUGCCUACAACUUCGAGGAGAGCCCGGGGCUGCAGGCCUGGGUCACCAGCACUGAGCUCCUCAUCUCCCUGGACCGGCUCAAUACAUUCGGGGAUGAUAUCUUCAAGGACCCCAGGGUGCUGCGUUCCUACUACUACGCUGUGUCCGACUUCUCUGUGGGCGGCAGAUGCAAGUGUAACGGGCAUGCAAGUGAAUGCGGCCCCGAUGGAGCGGGCCAGCUGGUCUGCCGGUGCCAACACAACACCGCAGGCCCUGACUGUGAGCGCUGCCUGCCCUCCUUCCAGGACCGCCCAUGGGCCCGCGGCACGGCCCAGGCCGCCAACGAGUGUCUGCCCUGCAACUGCAGCGGCCGCUCCGAGGACUGCACCUUCGACCACGAGCUCUUCCGCAGCACAGGCCACGGAGGCCGCUGCCACCACUGCCGUGACCACACGGCCGGCCCACACUGCGAGCGCUGUGAGGACAACUUCUACCGCUGGGACCUGCGGGCGCCAUGCCAGCCCUGCGACUGCCACCCUGCAGGCUCCCUGCGCCUCCAGUGUGACGCCUCAGGCACCUGCCCCUGCAAGCCCUCGGUGACCGGCUGGAAGUGUGACCGCUGCCUGCUUGGGUUCCACUCACUCAGCGAGGGUGGCUGCAGACCCUGCACCUGCAAUGCUGCUGGCAGCCUGGGCUCCUGUGACCCCCGCAGUGGGCGCUGCCCCUGCAAGGAGAAUGUGGAAGGCAGCCUGUGUGACAGAUGUCGCCCAGGGACGUUUAACCUGCAGCCCCACAACCCGGCCGGCUGCAGCAGCUGCUUCUGCUUUGGCCACUCCAAGGCGUGCACGGUGGCGGGCGGAUUCCAGGAGCACCACAUCGUCUCCGACUUCCGCCGGGGAGCUGGGGCCUGGCGCGCCAGAGGCAUGGAGGGCUCAGAGCACCCCGCAAGAUGGAGCCCAGGGGGGGUCCUCCUGGGCUCAGAAGAUGAGGAGCUUGCAGCCCCAGAGCUGUUCCUGGGAGACCAGCGGCUCAGCUACGGGCAGCCCCUCACGCUGACCUUCUGGGUGCCCUCCGGGGGCUCCCUGCCACCCGUGCAGCUGAGGCUGGAAGGGGCUGGCCUGGCACUGACUCUGAGGCCCUCUGGCCAGUCGGGUCCCCGGGAGGCCGGGCAGCCGGGGCCGGCGCAGCUCCACUUCCUCCUGCAGGAGAUCUCCGAGGACGCUGCGCCCCCAUUGCCCACCUUCCACUUCCAGCGGGCCCUCACCAACCUGACUGCUCUGUGCAUCCGGACCAGUGGCCAAGGAUCAGGCUCUUCCGGCCAGGCACUCCUGAGUGAGGUGCGGCUCACGACUGCUCGGGCCCAGCAGGGACUGUCCCCGCCAGCCACCUGGGUGGAGAGUUGCUCCUGUCCCCAGGGCUACACGGGCCAGUUCUGCGAAUCCUGUGCUCCGGGAUACAAGAGGGAGACCCUGCGGGGGGGUCCAUAUGCCAGCUGUGUCCCCUGCACCUGUAAUCAGCAUGGCACCUGUGACCCCAGAACAGGGACCUGCCUGUGUGACCACCACACCGAGGGCCCAUCCUGUGAGCGCUGCUUGCCAGGUUUCUAUGGCAACCCCUUCUCAGGCCAAGCCAACGACUGCAAGCCCUGUCCCUGUCCUGGCCAGUCGGCCUGCACCACCAUGCCAGGGAGUGACGGUGAGGUGGUGUGUACACACUGCCCCCCGGGCCAGAGAGGGCGGCGCUGCGAGAGCUGUGACGAUGGCUUCUUUGGGGACCCGCUGGGGCUCUCUGGAGCCCCCCUGCCCUGCCGCCGGUGCCAGUGCAGUGGGAACGUGGAUCCGAACGCCGUGGGCAACUGUGACCCCCUCUCUGGCCGCUGCCUGCGCUGCCUGCGCAACACGACCGGGGAGCACUGUGAGCGGUGUCGCGAAGGCUUCUACAGCAGCGCCCUGGCCCUGCGGCCAGCGGACAAGUGCACGCCCUGCAGCUGCAGCCCGGGGGGCUCUGUCAGUGAGCAGACGCCCUGCGACUCAGCCACCGGCCAGUGUGCCUGCCUGCCCCACGUGACUGGCAGAGACUGCAGCCUCUGCAGCCCUGGCUUCUAUGACCUCCAGCCAGGCAGAGGCUGCCGCAGCUGUGCAUGUCACCCGCUGGGCUCCCAGGGGAAUCAGUGCCACCCUGGGACCGGGCAGUGCCACUGCCGCCCCGGUGUUGCAGGCCUGGCCUGUGACAGAUGUCAGCCAGGUUUCUUUGGCUUCUCCAUCAGGGGCUGCCGAGCUUGCAGGUGCUCCCUGCUGGGCGCCGCCCAGGCCCAGUGCCACGAGAACAGCACAUGUGUGUGCCGGCCCGGCUUCGUGGGCUACAAGUGUGACCGCUGCCAGGACAACUUCUUUCCUGCAGCAGGCGGCACACACUGCCAGGAGUGCCCGCCCUGCUACAGCCUGGUGAAGGAGGAGGUAGCCAAGCUGAAGGCCAGGCUGACCUUGAUGGAGGGGUGGCUGCAGGGGUCUGACUGUGGCAGUCCCUGGGGUCCACUAGACAUUCUGCUGGAAGACACCCCCCGGGGGGACGGCUACCAAGGUCGCCACCUGCUGCCAGGGGCACGGGAAGCCCUCCUGGGGCAGCUGACCGGCCUUGAAGGUGCUGUGAAGUCCACCCAGGAGCAGCUGCAGGUGCUGAGAGAGGCCGCUGGCUGUGCCCAGGCUGCAGCCCAGAAGACCUGUGCCCAGCUGGCUGAGCUGGGGUCAACCCUGGAGUCUGCACAAGACGAGAUUCUUCACGCAACUAGCAUGCUCACAUCUCUGGUGGUUCUCCAGGAUGGGCCAGGACAGCCCUCCAACUGGAGCCGUCUGGCCACAGAGGCCCGUGCCCUCGCCAGGAGCCACAGGGACACUGCUGCUGAGAUCGAAGCUGCCGUGCGUCGUGCCCUGCUGGCCUCCAACACCAGCUAUGCGCUCCUGUGGCGGCUGGUGGAUGGCGGCGUGGCCCUGGAGACCCAGCACAAGCUGGAGGACAGGUACCUAGAGGUCCAGGCGGCCCAGAGGGCGCUGGGCAUGGCUGUGGCCCGGGAGCUUCCCAAAGCCAGGAGGGUGCUGGCUUCCGUGCAGGACGGCGUUGACAGUGCAGCCCCGCGCCUGGCCUUCCUGGCCACCCCUGGAGCCCCGCCUCCCCAGUCUCAGGCCAUGGACCUGGACCUCAAAGUGUGGGCCCUGGAGCAGAAGGUGGCAUCGAGAGAGCACGUGGCCAGCAAGGCUGCCGGGGCCCUCCAGGCCUCUGCCCAGGCAGCACGGCAGAAGAUGGAGCCCCUCACGCAGCUACGCCUAAAGGCGACAGCUGCCCUGGCCCAGGCUUCCUUGUCUGUCCAGGCUGCCUCAAUGACUGUGACAGGAGCCAAGGCCCUGCUGGCUGACCUUCAAGGAAUGAAGCUGCGAUUUCCUCGGCCCAAGGACCAGGCCACGCUGUGGAGGACAGCAAGCAUGGUCAGGGACCGGCUCCUGGCAGACACCAGAAGGAGGACCCAGCAAGCAGAGAGAAUGCUGGGAAAUGCGGCAUCGCUCUCCUCCAGCGCCAGGAAGAAGAGCAGAGAAGCAGAGCUGUUGGCCAAGGACAGCGCCAAGCUCGCCAAGGCCUCGCUGCAGCACGGGAAGCAGGGGCACCGGCGUGCCAGCCAGCUAGCCAGCCAGGCACGGACCACGCUCCAGCAGGCUUCGCAGCUGACGCUGACCUCAGGGACACGCAGGCAGGAGCUGGAAGAAGCUAAGCAGGUGGGUGCUGGGCUGAGCUCAGUGGAGCAGCAGAUCCGAGCGUCGCGCAUCUCCCUGGAGAAGGACAUCCAGGCCUUAUCAGAGCUGCUUGCCAAGCUGGGGUCCCUGGACACCCACGGUGCACCCGCCCAUGCCCUGCGCGAGACCCAGCGGGCCCUGGAAGGUUUGCAGCUGCAGCUGGGCUCACAGGGGGCCCUGCAGGGGAAACUGAGGCUGCUGGAGCAGGAGUCUGAGCAGCAGAAGCUGCAGAUCCAGGGCUUUGACAGUGACCUCGCCGAGAUCCGUGCCGACAAGCAGAACCUGGAGGCCAUUCUGCGCAGCCUGCCCGAGCGCUGUGCGGGCUGGCAGUGAGGGCACAGAGCCUGGCACUCUCUCCCCCAUCGCUACUUCCCAGCCGGGGACACAGCGCACGGCAGGCAGCCUGUGUGCACCGUCCUCUGGGGCACACACUCAGCACACCCAGCAGCACGCGUGCUCUGGCAUCAGUAACUCACACCUGUGCCUGUGUCUAUACAUCAGAUGUGCGUGUGUUCAGGUGCAUUUGCAUACGUACACAUACCACAGUCCAUCCCCAGCUGGUGCUGGGACCCUUCGCACACCGGAUGGGGCAUGUUAUGUUAAGUUCCCUGUAGGCCCACCUGUCUGCCCGCUGCAGAGAGCAGGAGUGGCAUCGAGGAAUAGGGGGUGUACGUGUGCAGAUACUUGGGGUGGGUGAAGCCAGGGCUGGAGCUCCUAGUGCCAGGGCUGCCCCCCAGGCUCACUGGAGCUCCUUGUACCCACCACACACAUGGGGCACACACACCCCGCAACCCAGGGACCAGGCCAGGUCCUGGGCACCUUCUUAGCCACUGCAUUUGAGACUCAGGACCCCCUGGAGCUGUGGCGUGGCCUGCCUAGCUGGCGGGGGUGGGGGGGUGGGGGGCAUUCUCUUUUCUGGACUCUGCUCUCCCAGGAGGUGGGUCUGACCCCACAUCCUCUGCAGCUGGUGAUUGGCUCAGAGCCAGACUGUCCAGGGCCUGAGGGGACCUGGGUCACAGAGCCUCAGGCUAGCCACAGAAACACCCCAUGUUGCCCUUAGUCACCCUCAACCUUCGAUGGACACUUCCUUGUCUAGCCCUGUGACCCCACCUGCUCCAAGGAGGCCAUAGGGUGUGGGAACCUGGCCACCAUUCCAGUUUGUCCUGCCUGGGGAAUCCCCCUGUGGCCUAGUCUCUGGUGCCUCUGCCCAGGAUUCCCUGGCAUUUCCUCUGCCCGUUUCCUGGGCCUUCUCCCAGCAGACAGUGGGGCCUUGGCAUCCGGGUGACAGGUGCCUCUGCAGGCCCACUCUUUCCCGGCUCCCCUGUCGCUGUUGGGGUGAGCAGGUAGCAACAUGGACAAGUUCUACUUAUGAGGAAAUAAAAGACUCUUUACUGAA
This is a messenger RNA of Octodon degus (degu), 5701 nucleotides long. It is a transcript of the gene Lamc3, whose product is annotated as laminin subunit gamma 3. The annotation marks the transcript as partial. NCBI's taxonomy places the organism in Eukaryota, Metazoa, Chordata, Mammalia, Rodentia, Octodontidae. The transcript is spliced from 28 exons. The record is from RefSeq and is a predicted model, not a curated record.